This is a messenger RNA of Phytophthora nicotianae INRA-310, 886 nucleotides long. RefSeq lists its product as hypothetical. The transcript has a single exon. NCBI's taxonomy places the organism in Eukaryota, Oomycota, Peronosporomycetes, Peronosporales, Peronosporaceae. The coding region runs from base 79 to 696 and encodes 205 amino acids. The record is from RefSeq and is a predicted model, not a curated record.
CUUCGCGAUUUUCUCCGUCGUCGCCAUAAGCUGCUAGAAAGCUGCGACGCUGUACAGGUCCGCAGUGUAGACGUCGCCAUGCCGCUUCUAUUGAGGCCCACGGCGCCCAGCCCCAGCAUCGAUGAGCUUGCCUUCGCAGUGACGGCGGCUCCGCUCUCUUCUCAGGCCUCGCAGCGCUCCGUGUCUUCAGCCGUAUCCGAGCUACCGCGGUGCCCCACGCACGGCCGAAUCUCGCUACGCCGCCGCCGCAGCACCGCAGGCACUGAAACAGAUCUACACAGCUGCACGGAAGAAGCCUGCCAGGACCUAGAACACCAGUCGAUACCGAGAUCCAGCCAGCAGAGCAUGCGAAGCAGUGGUAUCCUCAAGCCCAAGGACUCGGAGAAAGCUUUCCGCGAUUCGAAGCGCUCGUCACAUGACACGCAGCUCGAUGAAGAUCGCAUGUCCAGCGAUGGUAGCUAUGCGUCUGAGGCUGAGCGCGUCUCCAGCGUGCUGAGCUGCGGAUGCUCGUGCGCGGACGCCAACGAAUUCGCCAUCACGUCGUCCACCGUCGUCAUUGAAGACCGACAGCUUGCCGUCGUGGACAAAGAAUUGCGCGAUUAUCGCAAGACUCUUGUGCGUAAAUUGUACUCGCGCCUGACGAAGAUCUCGGGCCUGGGACGCAGGAAACCGUCCACGGCCAAGCCGGUUUUUUAAAUGGAGCGUCUACUUGGACAUCGGGAAUCCUGUAGAUGCCCGUUCAUGGGCGAAGUGGCUAGAAAGAGUAGAUUUUUGCCAGGGCGAAGCUGCCCACGCCCUUAAAUAUUUAUCAUAAAUUGUUUUGAGUUGCUUCGUGAUCCGGCGCAAGUGUCUUACAUGUUGUACUACAGAGCUCGUUGGACAGGGG